Messenger RNA from Kazachstania africana CBS 2517, 1266 nucleotides. RefSeq lists its product as uncharacterized. The coding region runs from base 1 to 1266 and encodes 421 amino acids. The record is from RefSeq and is a predicted model, not a curated record. NCBI's taxonomy places the organism in Eukaryota, Fungi, Ascomycota, Saccharomycetes, Saccharomycetales, Saccharomycetaceae. The transcript has a single exon.
AUGGACUUAAUAGAUCAAGAAUUUGGUAUUUUGAGAAUGGCACCUGUCAAAGUAGAUGCUGAUAAGAUAAUUCAAGAUAUUAAAGCGGAUCAUGAACAACAGCAUUUUUUGAAAAAACUCCCUCUAAUUGUCCCAAAAAGAAAAGUUGAUGAGCUGGAGGACGCUGAUAGGCCUUCCGAACAAACCAAGCGGCUUACUUCAAAGGACUCAGAGCCUCAGGUAAAUGAAACCCAUAACUCAGUUGCAGGUGCAUAUGAGUUUGUCUCAAUUGGUAUAUCAUCAAAUGGGAAAGGCAUUGCGACUUCAGAAGAUACAACGAAAAUUAUCAGUCACUUAUCUGAAUUGAUAGCUCGGGGUUCAAAUAACUCUUUGACAAAACAGGAUUUUGCAUUUGAGGAGUUUAAAUGCCAGCUUAUUGACCAAAUAAGUAGUAGCAAUCCCUCUUACUUGGAUCUACGCACUCAAAACAUUAAGAACCACGUUUAUAGAUCAUUAGUACAAAAAAAAGGACCUACUUUUAUUCUGAAAAAGUAUGAAGAUCAGAUUAGUCUAGAUUUUCUGAAAAAAGUUUUGCAUUUACACUGUUCAGAAUACGAACAAAGAGCUAUUUUUAUUGAGGUAUCUAACGUUUUUCAAAGUGAUGUUGACGUAAAAACAAAUAUUAUUGCCCAGUUUCAGAAGCAAUUGGUUGCCUUUCAACAGGAUGAUUUGAAAUUACCUGAAAAAUCAAAGGUUCUCAGUUUUGAAAGGGCAAUAGAAAUGAUGUUUUCAGUGAUUAGGUUGAUAAAUUACGCCAAUACGCGGCAGUUUUCAGUAGUCUUCUUUUUGCAUAGUUUAAGAUAUGCGGAAAGUAGUCAUCUGGAGAAUAUUCUAAAAGAAUUAUAUGAAACGAAAGUUCCAAUAUGUACUAUUGGUUUUUUUUCGACAUCUCCAGAAAUGACGCCAUUAACUGAGAAGAAGCAAAUAAUUGCUAAAGAGGAAAGCUCUAUCGUAAGUGAAAUCAUUGAAAAAGAACCAUCCAUGCAUGCCGGCGGUAUUAAGGAAAUGAAAGAUUUUUUUAUGAUACCCGAUAGAUUUACUAAUAGAUACGCUACACUUUGGAAUACCAAGGUUAAAGAGUCGUUGGCAAGUUCUGAAUCUAGUUUUCAUAAAAUGGCUAAAAAAGAGACGCACGAUAAGAAAGCGCCAGAGAAAAUUACCAUUGGAUUGUUAUCUUCUGUUGUGAAGGCUACCAAUUUUGAAGAGCUCUGUCGUCUUGUUACUUAA